AUGUUUCUCAGCUUCAACCCAAUGCUCGCCAUUGGCACCGACCGCGAUGAGAAUAUCUGCCUGGCUGCCGGUAACAGAAACAACGCCUUAUCCUUCACGGAGCUCAACAAUGGAUAUUCGAUUCUGAAAUCAACCAACGGGGAUGGUGGAGUUAGUGACCCUUUCAUUAUGGGUUCUUACGCAGGGGACAAGUUCUACAUCCUAGCUACGGAUCUCUGCAUUGCCUGCGGCACAUCUCCAGGCGAGGCCCAGAGUAUUAGUAGUCGGUUACUCAAGAUCUGGGAGUCGGAGGACCUCAUCACAUUUAGUGCUCAACGCCAUGUCGUAGUAUCACCGGAUAAUUAUGGCGAUACUGGGGCACCUGAGGCGUACUAUGACGAGGAGCUACAGACCUCCGUCGUGUACUGGGCGUUGGGUAUCUACAACAACACGGCCAAUCCUAAGCACGAUCCGCUCGAGUACCAGAGAAUGGUCUACGCUACCACGCAAGAUUUUCAAACUUCCAGUGAGCCAAAGAUCUGGCAAGGCGAACCUCCCAGAGGCCGGAUCGACUCCACAGUGAUCGAAGAGUAUGACACCUACUAUCGCUUCACCAAGGCCACUGUAGAUGGCUCCGCAGAUGUUGUCCAGGGGAAGAGCUCCAACCUAACCGCCGGACUGGCAGAUUGGGACAGGGUAGCCAGUUGCAUUGGCACAAACGCGGGGACCAAGGAGGUGGAGGGCCCUUCCAUCUUCAAGGCGAACUGUUAA
This is a messenger RNA of Colletotrichum fioriniae, 750 nucleotides long. The record is from RefSeq and is a predicted model, not a curated record. Lineage: Eukaryota; Fungi; Ascomycota; Sordariomycetes; Glomerellales; Glomerellaceae.